GCUGCGGGAGCAGCGGCCGCCUUGGGAGCUGGCGGAGAGGCAGCCGCGGAGCGCAGAGCUGGCCGCGCCCCGAGGCCCGGCCCUAGCGGUGGGGAACCGCACCGAGGAGCUGGAAACUUUCCCGUUCUCUUCCCAGCUUUCUGUGGUCACGGAGGAACUUUCUGAGUGCCCCCCGAGUAAGACAGCGUCUCUCUGUUGCCAGCAAGUAGAGUCUGGGGUGAAGCGAGAAGCGAAAGAGUGUUGAAAAUGUUAAAGGCUGUGCUGAAGAAGAGCCGAGAGGGAGGAAAGGGAAGCAAGAAGGAAACAGGAGGUGACUUUGGUCUGGAGACUUCCCCUCCAGUCCUGCCCCCUGGCCAUGGUGGCGAGUUUUCUGUGAGCAGCCUUCCAGUGGCAGAGGACGCCUACAGGGUGAGCUUGGCCAAAGGUGUCUCCAUGUCUCUGCCUUCGUCACCUCUGCUGCCUCGACAGUCUCACUCUGUGCCAUCAAGAUCAACCAAAAAGUCCCCAGGUCCCGUCAGGAAGCCCAAGUAUGUGGAAAGCCCCAGAGUGCCUGGAGAUACAGUCAUAAUCCCGUUCCGAGACGUGCCCAAGCCAACAGAGCCCAGUGAAAAUGAAGCAAAGGCCGAUAAUGAACCGAGCUGUUCGCCAGCAGCUCAAGAACUGUUGACAAGGCUGGGAUUUUUACUGGGAGAAGGGAUCCCAAGUUCCACACACAUCACCAUUGAAGAAAAAAACGAAACCAUGUGCACAGCUCUGAGCCAAGGCAUCAGCCCUUGCUCCACACUUACAAGCAGUACCGCGUCUCCUAGCACCGAUAGCCCCUGCUCAACCUUGAAUAGCUGUGUCAGCAAGACGGCAGCCAACAAAAGUCCCUGUGAGACCAUUAGCAGCCCUAGUUCCACCCUGGAAAGCAAGGACAGUGGAAUUAUAGCCACAAUUACAAGUUCAUCCGAAAAUGAUGACCGGAGUGGCUCCAGUUUGGAAUGGAAUAAGGACGGAAGCCUAAGGUUAGGGGUACAGAAGGGAGUGCUUCAUGACCGCAGGGCAGAUAAUUGCUCCCCAGUGGCAGAAGAGGAGCCCCCUGGGCCAGCGGAGAGUGUGCUGCCCAAAGCCGAAGCCUCAGUUGGAGAUGGUCCGGUCCCUUAUUCUCAGAGCUCCAGCUCGCUAAUAAUGCCACGGCCCAACUCAGUUGCAGCGACGAGCUCAACCAAAUUGGAAGAUCUGAGUUAUUUAGACGGACAGAGAAAUGCUCCCCUUCGGACAUCAAUUAGGUUACCAUGGCACAAUACGGCCAGAGGCAGGGCACAGGAAGUUAAAGCACGAUUUGCUCCCUACAAGCCGCAAGACAUUUUGUUGAAACCCCUGUUGUUCGAAGUACCGAGCAUAACUACAGACUCUGUGUUUGUGGGAAGGGAUUGGCUCUUUCACCAGAUAGAAGAAAACUUGAGGAACACAGAACUGACAGAAAACAGAGGAGCAGUGGUUGUUGGAAACGUGGGCUUUGGGAAGACGGCGAUCAUUUCUAAGUUGGUGGCACUGAGCUGCCACGGAAGCCGCAUGAGGCAGAUUGCUUCCAACAGCCCCAGUUCAUCACCGAAAACUUCAGAUUCCUCCCAGGAUCUUCCUUUCACUCCAUUGCUUUCACCAAGUUCUUCUACAAGUGGUAUCAAUGCAGCUAAAUCCCCCCCUGGGUCUGGGUCUGAUACUCCUGAGAACCAGAGACCAAGAGAGGAUGCAGUGAAAUACCUCGCUUCUAAGGUCGUGGCCUACCACUACUGCCAGGCCGACAACACCUACACGUGCCUGGUGCCCGAGUUCGUGCAUAGCAUCGCUGCUCUCCUCUGCCGGUCCCAUCAGCUGGCCGCCUACCGAGACCUGCUGAUAAGGGAGCCCCAGCUCCAGAGCAUGCUGAGCCUCAGGUCCUGUGUGCAGGACCCAGUGGCCGCUUUCAAGAGGGGUGUGCUGGAGCCACUCACAAGCCUGAGAAACGAGCAGAAAAUUCCUGAAGAAGAAUACAUUAUUUUGAUAGAUGGUUUAAAUGAAGCUGAGUUUCAUAAACCUGAUUAUGGAGAUACACUUUCUUCAUUUAUUAUCAAGAUUAUUUCUAAAUUCCCUGCCUGGUUGAAGUUGAUUGUGACUGUAAGAGCAAAUUUUCAGGAAAUCGUCAGCAAGCUGCCGUUCAUCAAGCUGUCCUUAGACGACUUCCCAGACAACAAGGACAUCCACAGCGACCUGCACGCCUACGUCCAGCACAGGGUCCACAGCAGCCAGGACAUCCUCAGCAACAUCUCUCUGAACGGCAAGGCCGACGCCGCCCUCAUCGGGAAAGUGAGCAGCCACCUGGUGCUGCGGAGCCUCGGCUCCUACCUGUACCUCAAACUCACCUUGGACCUCUUCCAGAGGGGACACCUGGUCAUCAAGAGCGCCAGCUACAAGGUGGUGCCCGUGUCGCUGUCCGAGCUCUACCUGCUGCAGUGCAACAUGAAGUUCAUGACCCAGUCCGCCUUCGAGAGAGCGCUGCCCAUUUUAAACGUGGCCCUCGCAUCCCUCCACCCCAUGACAGACGAGCAGAUCUUCCAGGCGAUUAACGCCGGCCACAUCCAAGGGGAGCAGGGCUGGGAGGACUUUCAGCAGAGGAUGGAUGCCCUCUCUUGCUUCCUCAUUAAGAGGCGAGACAAAACCCGCAUGUUCUGCCACCCGUCCUUCAGGGAGUGGCUCGUGUGGAGAACAGAUGGCGAGAACACAGCCUUCCUGUGUGAGCCCAGGAACGGGCAUGCUCUCCUGGCAUUCAUGUUCUCGAGACAGGAGGGCAAGCUGAACCGCCAGCAGACCAUGGAGCUCGGCCAUCACAUCCUGAAGGCACACAUUUUCAAGGGCCUCAGCAAGAAGACCGGAAUCUCUUCAAGCCAUCUGCAAGCCCUGUGGAUUGGGUACAGCACCGAGGGGCUGUCUGCCGCCCUGGCCUCCCUCAGGAAUCUCUACACUCCCAAUGUGAAGGUGAGCCGUCUCCUAAUUUUGGGAGGGGCCAACGUGAACUACAGGACCGAAGUGUUAAAUAACGCCCCGAUCCUGUGCGUCCAGUCUCACCUCGGCCACGAGGAGGUGGUCACUCUGCUCCUGGAAUUUGGCGCCUGCCUGGACGGCACGUCGGAGAACGGCAUGACUGCCCUCUGCUACGCGGCCGCGGCCGGCCACACGAAGCUGGUGUGUCUGCUGGCCAAGAAGGGGGCGAGGGUGGACCACUUGGAUAAGAAAGGCCAGUGCGCGCUGGUCCACAGCGCACUGAGGGGCCACGGCGACAUUCUCCGCUACCUGCUGACCUGUGAGUGGUCCGUGGGCCCACCCCAGCCAGGCGUGCUGAGGAAGAGCCAGGCCCUGCAGCAGGCACUGACAGCGGCCGCCAGCAUGGGCCACAGCUCGGUGGUCCAGUGCUUGCUGGGACUGGAAAAGGAACAUGAAAUAGACAUCAAUGGCACCGACACACUGUGGGGAGAAACAGCCCUGACGGCCGCUGCAGGACGAGGCAAGCUGGAGGUCUGCGAGCUGCUGCUGGAGCGUGGAGCCGCCGCGUCUCGGACUAACAGGAGAGGCGUCCCUCCGUUGUUCUGCGCGGCACGCCAGGGGCAUUGGCAGAUCGUUAGGUUGCUGUUGGACCGUGGCUGUGAUGUGAACCUAAGUGACAAACAGGGCCGGACGCCCCUCAUGGUGGCUGCUUGUGAAGGGCACUUGAGCACCGUGGAAUUUCUCCUUUCGAAAGGUGCCGCCCUUUCUUCUCUGGACAAAGAGGGUCUGUCGGCAUUAAGCUGGGCUUGUCUGAAAGGGCACAGGGCUGUGGUCCAGUUCCUGGUGGAGGAAGGAGCCAAGAUCGACCAGACGGACAAGAACGGCCGCAGCCCCCUGGACCUGGCCGCCUUCUACGGCGAUGCGGAGACCGUGCUGUACCUGGUCGACAAGGGGGCCGUGAUCGAGCACGUGGACCACAGCGGCAUGCGGCCCUUGGACAGAGCCAUCGGUUGUCGAAACACAUCUGUAGUGAUUACACUGCUGAGAAAAGGAGCCAAGUUAGGAAAUGCUGCUUGGGCGAUGGCUACUUCCAAACCUGAUAUUCUGAUUAUACUUUUACAGAAAUUGAUGGAGGAAGGAAACUUGAUGUACAAAAAAGGGAAGAUGAAAGAGGCAGCCCAGAGGUACCAGUAUGCCUUAAGGAAGUUUCCUCGAGAAGGAUUCGGAGAGGACAUGAGACCAUUCAAUGAGCUAAGGGUUUCCCUCUAUCUCAAUUUGUCUCGCUGCCGAAGAAAAACAAAUGACUUCGGCAUGGCAGAAGAAUUUGCUUCCAAGGCUCUCGAGUUGAAACCAAAGUCCUAUGAAGCCUUUUAUGCCAGAGCGAGAGCAAAGAGGAGCAGCAGGCAGUUCACGGCCGCUCUGGCUGACUUGCGGGAAGCCGUGAAGCUCUGUCCCACCAACCAGGAGAUCCGGAGGCUCCUGGCGCGCGUAGAAGAGGAAUGCAAGCAGCUCCAGAGGAGCCAGCAGCAGAAGCAGCAGUGCCCGCCACCAGCGCCCCCCGCCGACUCGGACCACGAGGAGGACGCCCCGACCCCCGGCCUGAACGACCACUUUCAUCUUGAGGAGGCUGAGGAGGAGGAGACCUCUCCACAGGAAGAAUCCGUUCCCCUCGCUCCCAGGCCCCAGCCGCCCUCCUCUGCCCCCUCCCCAUACAUCCGAAACCUUCAAGAAGGGCUCCAGUCCAAAAUGAGGCCGGUAUCGCCACAGAAUCGGCCGGGGCUGAGCAAGCCCCCGAGGGAGCCGGUCGCUCAGCCGGGGCUGAGGGUGCAGCCCACCAAGCAGGCACAGAUCGUGAAAACCAGCCAGCACCUGGGUUCUGGGCAAGCUGGCGUGAGAAGUGCUAGCUUGAAAACGCAGGUCUCUUCGCAGAAUCCUCCCCCGAGUCCCAUGCCUGGAAGAGUCUCUGCCACCCCCGCUGCCGGGAGCAGAAACCAGCAUGUGGAGGGAACAGGCACCUUCACUGCGGGAGCAGCUUCUGGUCACUCGGGAGAUCGGCUGGGGCCCAGCCCCAGCGUCCAGCUGCAGCCCAGUGACGGUGAUGCUGCGUAUCCUUUACCGAGUAAGAUAAAAACUGCAGAGAGGCUUCUGUCUCGUGCCACCGUGGCUGUGGACGUAGCCCCUCUGAACCCAGGCGGGCCUGUGAGCUGCAGCGACGUGCGGCACCCGGCUUCCCUCACCAGCUCAGGCUCUUCCGGUUCCCCGUCAAGCAGCAUCAAGAUGUCAAGUUCAACCAGUAGUUUGGCUUCAAGCAGCAGUUUUUCAGAGGGCUUCAAGGUCCAAGGACCAGAUGCUCGAAUAAAAGACAAGGUUGGUAGCCAGGCUCCGAGUGGCCCAGCUGAGCACAGGCCGCGCAGCACUCCGUUCAUGGGCAUCAUGGAUAAGACAGCGAGGUUCCAGCAGCAGAGCCACCCUCCCAGCCGCACCUGGCACUGCGCGGUGCCAGAGGGGCUGCCGACGAACACUCCUUCUGCGGCUGGCCUGCAGGCGUCACACUCUGAGAAGCCCUCUCUCAAACAAGCAGGAGGAUACAGUAGCCAAGCCAAAACCCGUUCUGUGUCUACUCUGGGUGGAGGGGUCCACAACGGGGCCCAGGGGAAGGAGCUAGAAGAAAAGAAGUGCCAAAUUCCAGUCCACUGUCAAGACAGCCGGAUAACUAAGACUGUUUCUCAUGCGUAUCAGGAAAGUCUCUCUAAACAGCAACCUCACAUCAGCAGUGAAGCCCACAGGAGUCACCUCCCUUCAGCAAAACCAAAGCGAUCAUUCAUAGAAUCAAAUGUGUGAGCCGUAAGAGAGACCCAUUUGUAGUAUUUGGAAAACAGUGUGUUGGCUCCUGUUAGUAAUUAAAUGGUUGGUUGUGAGAAAAAUUACUCUUUAGUCAUAUAUUUAUUUUCCCUUGGGGGUGGAUCAGAUGCCAUUGAUAUAUUGAAAAUGUGGGAUUAAAUUUCUUUGAUAAAUAGAUAGAAGUCACCAGAAAUAAGAAUGCUAACCAGAAUUGAAAACUACAACUAGUUAUGCCUAUUAAGUUAAAAAUUUAAGACAGCCAAGAAGACAUUAACUCAUGCUUCUCUCUUUUGAAAUUGUUUGGUUUUUAUCACUUUUCUCCUAGCCUUUGCUAUGUGGUAAGAUCAUAUUAUUUUUUAGAUAGUGUAAAUGUCUAGUGAUAAGUUUAACUCAUGACGUAAUAUCCAGGUGAUGUGUUUUGGAAAAGAUGGAAUUUUCAAGUUACAGUUCCAAUGAGUCAAAUCUUAAUUUAUAUAUAUAUGCACAUACACAUACAGUUGACCCUUGAACAACAUGGGACUUAGGGGCGCCGAUCCCCUGUACAGUCAAAAAUGUACAGUGUAACUUUUAGUCGGCCCUAUGGAGGGUUCCACAUCCUCGUAUUCAACCAACUGUGGAUCAUGUAGUAUGUAUUGACCGGGGAAAAGAAAAUCCAUGUAUAAGUGGACCUGUACAAUUCAAACCUUUGUUGUUCAAGGGUCAGUGUGUAUGUGCAUGUGUGUGUGUGUGUAUAUAUAUAUAUAUAUAUAUAUAUAUAAAAAUAAAUAAUUUCUAGCUGAAUGUGACUAUACAUGUUAUAUGGCUGACUUUUGUUUUUUAAGUAAAAUACAAGAACAUCCAAGUAUUGUUCCCUUUAUAGCAGUUCCCUUAAAAAGAUUAAACACUUAUUUCUCUGUUAUGGUUCCUUUUUUUGGAACUAUAUUUCCCGCUUCAAGGUGUUUUUAAUAUUUGGAAAUAGUAUAAACCAUUUGGAAUCGUGAUUGGUGGUUAAGUUGAAUUUGGGCUAAAAUACUAAGAAUACAGCAUUCUCGGUGACAUGUAAAUUAGCUCUCAGUUGGUUCCCAAACUGCUUUUAUCAAUGAUAGCACUCCUGGAAUAAGCCUUCCAAGGUCCUCUAAUGACAAUAUUUAAUUUGGAUACUUAAGGUGUGGUUGGUUAUUGCUUUCGUUUUAUUAUACAGUCAUUACUUUAUAGCCACAUGUUGUAUAUAUCAUAUAGCCAAGUUGUAUUCAGACUUGUAAAUAUAACAACUAUUUCAAGUAAUCUUAAAGUCAUAUAUUUGCAUGUUCUUUUUAAGCUUCGUCCAUCCUGGUUAUUGCACUGAACGAUAAUAUAUAAUAUGGCAUGUUAACAGUAUACCAGUAACAGCACUUUAUCUCAUUUAUAUGAACACCUUUGAGGUGCUACUUAAGUCGAAACUGAUGUAUUAUUCAUUUGUAAAGAUAAGGUACAGGAGUGAACCUUGAUUUAAAGGUAUUUUUAUAUGAAAAUGGUGUGCUAUUGGAGGAUGUUAAAAUACUAGUUUGAGAGAGGUGGGAGUGUAUUUGUUUUGUAUGUUGGGAUGUGAAAUUUAUUUUCUAGAAUUGGAGAGAAGGAAGUUCUAUAUUUACAGAAUGUUUUAAAAAUGAAUAGUUGUAAUGAAGUCCCUGUGAGCAUCAUUAUGGUUUUGUAUGAAUAGGACUCUUCUGGUGUCAUUCUUCAUUUGUUCCUGAGUGUGUACAGUGUACUUUGUACAGCUUUAUCAGUCUUUUUUUAGAGGCGUUUCAUGAGUUCUGCUAUAACUACUAUGGCUUAUUUAUUGUUUAUUGUUUUCUUUAAUA
Molecule: messenger RNA, 7664 nt
Organism: Eubalaena glacialis (North Atlantic right whale)
Lineage: Eukaryota; Metazoa; Chordata; Mammalia; Artiodactyla; Balaenidae
Gene: TANC1
Product: tetratricopeptide repeat, ankyrin repeat and coiled-coil containing 1
Exons: 27
Coding region: 247-5844 (1865 amino acids)
Biological process (GO): regulation of postsynapse organization
Cellular component (GO): glutamatergic synapse
Molecular function (GO): protein binding
Source: RefSeq, a predicted model, not a curated record